Molecule: messenger RNA, 2784 nt
Organism: Heterostelium album PN500
Lineage: Eukaryota; Evosea; Eumycetozoa; Acytosteliales; Acytosteliaceae
Exons: 9
Coding region: 1-2784 (927 amino acids)
Cellular component (GO): cytoplasm
Molecular function (GO): protein-folding chaperone binding; ATPase inhibitor activity
Source: RefSeq, a predicted model, not a curated record
AUGGAUUUCUUUCGAAUAUUUUCAAAGGAUAGUAAUAGUACAACUUCAACAAGUUCAAUACCUAAUAAAAUAAAUAGUAGUGAUCUCAAUGAUCAUAUAAGAUUGGUUGCAUAUCAGAAUUCAUGUAGUAUAUUGUUUGAUACUUUACAGAUCGAUGCAAUCAAGUUGAAUCAAGGAAAGACUACAGCCAGUGGUGGUACUACUCCUACUACCACACCGCAUUCCAAUGGUACUGCACACAAAUCACCUGCCAAACCAAGGGGUAAAGUAGAGAUGUUGAAAGAAAUGAUGUUUGGUACAGUGCCUUUGAAUAUACAGGGAACAACAACAAAGAUUCAUUAUCUUCCUGAUAGUAACCAGAUGCUUUUGACAAAGUUAUUCACUUUGAACCUUACAAAAGAUGAACCGACAACUACUUCAAACAGUGCACCACAAUCACCUGUAGUUAAUAAUGCUACAUCGCAACAAAAGCAAACAACAACACCAACAACAACUACUACUACAUCAUCAACAACAAGCUCAACAACGACUUCAGCGAAAGAAGAACAACAACAAAGUGGAAUGACACUUUCAUCAUCAGAUUUACCAAGUUACAGCAAUGGCAGUGGCAGUAGCAAUAAUGUCACCGGUGAGAAUAAGAGUAAUUCAACUACUCUACUACCUUCAUCACCUUCAAAGACAACAGAUCACAUACCAUCAUCAACAAAGUCAGCGACACUCACCACCUCAAUGCCAUCUACAUCGAAUAUCGGAGGUGGUGGUGGUGGUGGUAGUGGUGGAAUAACUGGUAGUAAUACGUUGAAUAACAGUACAGGUAGCAGUAAUAAUAUCAACAACAACAACAACAACAACAAUAUUAAUAAUAAUAGAGCUAGAUCAUCAUCGACAUUGGGACGUACGAACAGACCGAUGAUGAUGAUGUCGAGUGCACCCAAAGUCAAAAAAGUGACACUGGCACUCUGUGUCAUAUUCGGACCAAAGAAUCUAGACGAUCUAACAAACACACCACUGCAAAACCAGCAGAGUGCACAGAUGCAACAGAUAUCGAAAUUCCAUCAGUUCAUCAUCACCCACUUUGUACUGAUCGACAUGCGACUACAACCGAUGAUCAAACUUUUAAAGAAUCAAUUAUAUUCGAAAUUUACAACACAAACACAUGGAUCUAUGUCAGCCUAUGGAAUGUCAGAAGUUAAUCAAAUUUAUAAAGAGAUUGAAAAGUUUAGAAAUUAUAUUAAUGAUUUAUAUAGUGUACCCAGAUUAGAAAAACCACUUUGGAUAGAUACAAUAGUUUUUCCAAGUACUAAAAGACAGACCUAUAAGAUAUUGUUAGAGUUACUUAGAGAGUUGAUACCAUCUUUUAAUACACCCAAAUCAAGAUAUUUCCUUUCAAAUUUGAUAACAACAGUAUUAUCUUAUAAUUUGACGUGGAUGAGUAAUAUGCUAUCGACAGACAGCUCUACGAGUUAUAGAUGUUCCUCUGAAAAGUGUAAUAGUUUUAUCAGUUUUGAGAAUCAGUUUCUAAAUCAAAUCUCAGAGAUCUAUGGAUACACAGGUUGUCUGAAUCCCAGAUGUUGUGAGAGCAGUAAAAACAACCGAUCUCACUACCGUAUGGUGAAAUCAAUCGUAAUAGGUGCACCCGAUAUCUCAAAGAAACUACUACAGAUCAUCAGUUACUUUUGGCGGUCUUUCGAGCUGAUAUUGAAUCGUCACAUGCUUGACUAUCGUUCUAAUCUCUACGAUCAAGAUGAACUACACCGUAGUUUCACUCUCCCAACUGAGGCCAGUAGUAGUAGUAGUGGAAACCUGUCUACAUCACCUGCAUCUCCAACCAGAACUCCACACAAUAAUCAACAUCAAUAUCCAACAACACCAAACAGUCAUCAUCAUCAAAAUGGAAAUGGAGUACAACAACACCAUCGUCCCACUGUUAUGUCAACACCAAAUAAACAAACAACUUCAACAACCACAACCACCAGUAUUACUACACCUAGUAAGUCGAUGUCACCUCCAUCAUCAACAUCGACAGCAGACACCAAUCAUUUCCAAUUUGGUUCCGAUGAUCCUAGUUUACCGAGUUACUAUCAUGACCUUUCAAGAUCACUCUUGGGAUCACACACCAACAAGUACGUCAGUGACAUGGCGUUGUUGGCCGUUCCAAAGUAUGACUUUUUCACCAAGAUGAUCGACGACCUCAGACUGUGGAACGAUAACAAUCCAUUCCCAUCGCAUCUAAAAGAAUCUAUUUGUAUCGUUGCCGAUGUUUCAAAGAAUACAUGUGAUGCCAUUUUAGUUAGUAGAGAUCAUAUUAUGAGUGAUACAAAUCCUAUUGUUGUAAAUGGAGUUGCAUAUCCAGAUGUAAAGAUUUUGAAAGGAGUACACUCUGAAUAUAUUAAUCAUGUAUUAACUACAUUGGUUUCAUUUUGGCAGAUUGGAAUGCAUCCAGAAACUUGUAUAAUUUAUUUAGAGGAUAAACUUAGAGAAUUAUUUAUGAAAUCUUUGACCUAUUAUGAAACCAUUAGACUCUAUUCAUCUGCAGGUCGACCCAUACCACCAACUAUCAGCCAACUUUCAACGGGAGUAUCGACACCUUCAACUUCGACCUUUACCACACCGUUGGCCACUCCAUCUACUUCACCUCAUUCUUCUGUGCCAAGUUAUAAUGCAUUAAGAUUACAGAUGACAGGUGAUCAAAUAUUAAUUGAAGGAAUCUAUACUUAUUUGAUGAGUUGCCAUCCAAAGACUUUACCUAAUGAGAAAUCAGCAAAUAAUACAUUAAAUGAUUAG